GAACUUCCCCAAUCAAAUAGUUUGCUAAUGCUCAAGCCUCCCCAGAAAUGGCAGUGUCGAACAAGCUUGUCCCCCUCACCGUCAUCAAGGGUGCCGGCCACGAGUUCAUCCCUCUCCCCGCGGGCCAGAACGCCACGACAGCCGAUUUCCACUCCAUCCGCACCCAGACGGCCGACUCCCCCUCCUACUUUACUUCGGGAUUCUACAAGAUCGAGGCUGGCCCCCACCGACCUGCGCACUAUGCUUUCGAGGAGACCAAGUAUGUGUUGAGUGGGCAGAUCGAUGUUUUGGAUGAGGCAACCGGGAUCACUCACCAUCUAGUCCCCGGUGACUUUGCAUUCUUCCACGUCGGCUCCAAAGUUCAGUUCUCAACCAAGUCCCAAGGAUUCGCCUUUUAUGCUGUCACUCGACCCGUUCGGUCCCCGCACCCUAACCUUGUCGGCCGAGAGGAGGAUAAAGCCCGGCUGUGAGGAGAGAGAUCACAAGAACACCGUAUGUAGAUAUGUCUUGUUUAUUAACGCACACUUGAAUUCGUCCUGAUUCUAUGUCCGCGGGACAAUUGUCGAUGAGCCUCUUGAUCUUUAUUAAAAAUAACAUACAUGAUAAUAA
Messenger RNA from Aspergillus uvarum CBS 121591, 609 nucleotides. RefSeq lists its product as uncharacterized. Bases 48 to 470 code for a protein of 140 amino acids. The record is from RefSeq and is a predicted model, not a curated record. NCBI's taxonomy places the organism in Eukaryota, Fungi, Ascomycota, Eurotiomycetes, Eurotiales, Aspergillaceae. The transcript has 3 exons.